Drosophila miranda is the source of this 1442-nucleotide messenger RNA. RefSeq lists its product as uncharacterized. The transcript is spliced from 2 exons. NCBI's taxonomy places the organism in Eukaryota, Metazoa, Arthropoda, Insecta, Diptera, Drosophilidae. Bases 44 to 1312 code for a protein of 422 amino acids. The record is from RefSeq and is a predicted model, not a curated record.
UCGACGAGUACAAGCGUGGGAGUUCAGGGAAUCGACUGAAGACAUGAAGCGUCUAAGAGACGGAAGGCAAGCUCGGCCCCUACGGGCAAAUGGUGAUACGACGGGACACCCUAGCGGAGACCAGCAGCCUGAAGUCCCGGCACCUGCCGACGAACCAACGACACACCGGACUCGCGGCUGGAUCGUCGACCCCAAUGGGCCAUCCGCCUCCCGUCAAGCCCAGCUGAGGCGGGUCGGAGAGAAGACACUUCGACAACAGGACAGGAUGCCAUGGUGCCGGCGCGCGGCAGCCAUCCAAGGGUGGAUCGAUCAACAAACCCAGGGCCCGGGGACCGACGCAGAAGAGGAAGUAGAGCCCGAUGGCCGCUUCGCAACCGCAGGUGUCCGCUCGGCGCCCAAUCACGACGUCGCCGCCCUGAAUCGCCGUUGGUUCGGGAGUUAUGGGGCUGCCAUCGACGACGACAACGCGACCACGGACACCGACGAGCACGAGACGAUAAUACGCGACGCUCAAAGCCUGGCGUCCACGCUGCAGGACGGAGGGAACCGACACCCACUGGCUCGCGGGAACGAAUGGGACUCGCCCCUUUGGGCCGAGUGGAACCUGGCCGGUCAAGGUCGGGCAGCCACCCCUCUAGCAGUACACGACGAGGACGAAUCCGGGGACGGUGCUGGACCACACUACUCCGACGUGUCCCACGCAAGCGAUGCAGGGGAAGGAGUAGGACCCCAACGCGACGACGGAGGGUCCGAUUCCAGGUCCCUCACGAGCCUGGGCUUCGCGCCCCAGGCGAACCAGCAGUGGGCACCAGCCAACCCAUCGGUGUCAGAUGACGUCCCGCCUCCCUUCGUAGCCGCCCACGCCGGACUACCCCCACAACGUCCCGAUGAGGGAGUAGUUGACUUCGACUCCGAAGAGAGCCUCCCGCUGGAGUAUGGCGAGAUGGCCGACCUGCUGCAGAUCCUCCGACUCCACCCUACGGUAGCCGCGGUGCAGGACGACCCGGAAUGGGCAGAGGCUCCCCCCGAAUGGCGGACCAACGCGCCAGGUCGGCAGUUGCCCCGGGACCUCAUAUCCAACAUCACCGUAUUCUUACGCGAUCGAGCCUACCGACUGGGAGUCCGGCGACUGGAGGUCCAUGACGGCACUUGCUUUCGCAUCAAAAUUACCCGCAGCCGGGCCGUCACCGUCACUCUUCGGCACCCCGAAGUAUGGAGGUGGUGUGAGGGAGCGUAUGCUCCACCCACAUUUUUCCGCCCAUCAGCUCGCCGGCAUUUUCCCAUUGGAGGGACCCGGACCUACGUUAUUUGAAUUAAGAUUUUGACUUUUCUUCGUUUUCUAGGUUUAAGCAUUGACUUUUCAGUUUAAGGUUAAGGGGGGAAGGGGGAAGGCCACGAAGGCUACAUGGUAUUAAUUUUAUAUAUAAUACGGCCCGAGGGGU